Molecule: messenger RNA, 1441 nt
Organism: Anthonomus grandis grandis
Lineage: Eukaryota; Metazoa; Arthropoda; Insecta; Coleoptera; Curculionidae
Exons: 4
Coding region: 170-1441 (423 amino acids)
Source: RefSeq, a predicted model, not a curated record
UCAUGCGCAAUUGUCAGUUUUGACCAAAAAUCCAAAACAUAUCCAGGAAAUUGCUAGAAUAUUAUGGCAGUACAAGCUAAUAAGAAGUUUCAUCAUUGUGCAUCAAGUGAUAUUAAGCGUUUUCAAGAUUAAACUGCUGAGGUGUGAAGAAGCAGAAGUCGAGAAGAUAAUGUUGAAUUUUCAAGAGCAGGUUUGUGAGUUUCAAGAUGUGAAGGUGGAUUUGAAGGAGAUUAUGAGAGGGUGUCCUAUAUAUACCAUUACAGGUGUUCAGCCUCCAUUCAUAAAUCCAGAAAAUAGCACCCUCAAAGGAGUCUUGCUAGAAAUGAUGGAUGCUUUUGGCGAAGCCAGCGAUAGAACCAUCAUAUACCGACCAUAUGACCCUAUUUAUAUGGAUGAAAUCGUCGAAUCCUACACUUUCGAAUCGAUGAUUGAGUCCUUCCAAUCUGGUUAUGCAGACCUAUUUAUUGGAGCGGUGCAACUCUCUGCUAUGUCAGUUAUAGAUAUCGGCCCAUUGAUAAUUGCCAAUGAUUUAUUAAUUGUUGCACCGAGAGAGUUGGUCAGGGAUAUGACGGAGUUCAUAAAUCAACCGCAAAAACUUCACGUGUUUGGCAGGUGGACUACUGGGGUUCUUUUGAUCGUGAUUUCGUUUAAAUUUCUCAUCAGAUGGUCCGCGGAUAAAAACCUGUUUCCGAGUUUUGUCCAAAUUUUUUUUAUGGUGUUUAGGACAAUCCUAAAUGUUCCUACGGCUUGUAGAAUUCCGAAAAAUACUCUCGUUAGGAUAUUUUUAAUCAGUAUUUUAUUCUACUGUAUGGGAUUCUCCUCAUAUCUCCAAGGUACUUUAAUAAGCAUAAUGAAUGGACCUACUUAUGAACCUCCUGUGAGUGACCUAAAAGGGCUUUUGGAUAAAGGAACUCCCAUAGUGUUGAAUGCAGGAAUGGCAAUAUUUUUCCAGUAUAUGGAUUUACCUUACUUUCAAAAUGUUUAUGACAAGCACAUUCCUAUGUUAGAGAAAGAUCUUUUUGACAAUGUGAAUGUGUUAUUGGUUAAGAGGAACUUUGCUACUGUGAUCUAUAAAGGUUAUUUAAUAAUGAAACCAAACUUGGAAAAAUCCUUUAGCAUCUUCGAUUUGUGGCCGAACGCGCACGUCCCAGCAAUGCCGAAGAAGUACUUUAUGCAUCGGGAGUUUUGCUACUGGUUCGAUCAAAUGGUCGAGUUUGGAAUAAUCCAGAAAUUCUGGCGUCUAUAUGAGUUUUAUUACGCCAAGGAGUCCGUCUCGGCAAUGUCCAGAAUGUAUCAAGUUAGACUGGAGCAGUUUUUACCGGUGUUGAUACUGUGGGCCUCUGGAUGUUGCUUGGCCAUUUUUUGCUUUAUUUUGGAAGUUAUUGUUCAUUAUUUGCACAGGAUUAUUUUAUCAAGAAAAUAUUAUAUUGCAAGCGAUUAA